This is a messenger RNA of Neospora caninum, 1311 nucleotides long. Its product is annotated as putative acid phosphatase. Lineage: Eukaryota; Apicomplexa; Conoidasida; Eucoccidiorida; Sarcocystidae. Gene Ontology annotation, molecular function: acid phosphatase activity; ferric iron binding; ferrous iron binding. The transcript is spliced from 4 exons. The record is from RefSeq and is a predicted model, not a curated record. Bases 1 to 1311 code for a protein of 436 amino acids.
AUGGCCAGCGCCCCAGUUGCCGCCGCCCCUGCGGCUUCUUCCCGCUCUGCGGGUUCCGUCGAAAAGGCUGUGCGAUCCCGCCCAACUCUUGCCUUGCUCUUCCCCGUCUUUUCUCUCUGCGUUAUCCUCGGAAUCCUGAGCGCGCCGUCGUCCGUCGACGCCCAGCUGAAGUUCGUCGGCCUCGGAAACUGGGGUUACGGCACGACCAGCCAGAAGACUGUCGCAGACACUCUGAAGAAAGUCGCCGCCGCUGAACACAUCAGCUUCAUCGCUUCUCCCGGAUCGAACUUCGCCGGAGGCGUGUCGGGCAUGAACGAUACCAAAUGGCAAACGGAAUUCGAAAACGUGUACAGUGACCCCAACGGCGCGCUCAAGAUGCCAUUCUUCACCGUCCUCGGUGUCGACGACUGGAGCGGGAACUACACCUCGGAAGCCCUCCGUACCGAACUCACUUACGCCGCCACCAGCGAACAAAUCAAAGAAGGAAAACUUGCGCCAUCCGAUGCUUCCGAGGCCGCUGCCGCAGCGGAAAACACUGGCUACCCCAAGUGGACUCUGCCCAACUGGUGGUACCACUACCUUAUGCACUUCCCCGCCAACACCGGAGGUGCAUUCAUCAACUCUGGCCACAAGGACAUGAGCGUGGGCAUGAUCUUCAUUGACACCUGGGUGCUUUCUUCCUCCUUCCCCUUCUCGAACGUGACCAGCCGCGCGUGGGAAGAUCUGGAGAAGACCCUCGAGCUCGCACCCAAGAUCCUCGACUACAUCAUCGUCGUCGCGGACCGCCCCGUCUACUCCAGCGGCGCCUCGAAGGGAGACUCCAUGCUCCAAUACUACCUCCAGCCUCUGCUGAAGAAGGCCAAUAUCGACGCCUACAUCUCCGGUUACGACUUCAGCUUGGAAGUCAUCUCGGACGACAACAUCAGCCACGUGAGCUGCGGUGCUGGCGCGAAGGCCGCGGGAUCUGCCAUCGUCAAGCACUCCGGCAGCCUCUACUACGGCAGCGAGACCGGUUUCUGCCUCUUUGAAUUGACAGCUGAAGGCUUGGUCACCCGCCUCGUCAGUGGCACGACCGGAGAAACUCUCUACACUCACAAGCAGCCCUUGAAGAACCGCCCGGAGAGGAAAUCUAUCGACGCCUUCAACUUUGUCAGCCAGUUGCCCGAGGUCCGCUACUACCCCGUUCCGGAGAUGGGAAAGAUGCCGGGUCGCGACGUCUUUGUUCGCGUGGUUGGAACCAUUGGUCUGUGCAUCGCGACCAUCUUCCUGUCGCUCUCUGUCGCGAGCGGCGUCUCGCGUUACAUGAAAUAA